GCGGCGGCGCCGGGGGUGCUCCGCGCCCUCGCCCUGCCCGCGGUGCAGUUAAGAUGCGCCCCGGACGCCGUGCGGUUGCAGCGCGGCGGCGCUGACAUCGCUCACCAUGGACAGCUUCGACUUAGCUCUCCUUCAGGAGUGGGACCUGGACUCUCUGUGUGUCUACGAGCCGGAUAGAAACGUGCUGCGAAGGAAAGAAUGGGAAAGGAGAAAUCAGGAGGCCCAGCAGGAGGAUGGCGCGUUUAACACAAGUUACUCCCUCUUCAGUGAACCGUACAAGACUAACAAGGGGGAUGAGCUCUCGAAUCGCAUCCAGAAUACGCUGGGCAACUAUGAUGAAAUGAAAGACUUGUUAACUGACCGAUCAAACCAGAGCCACCUUGUUGGGGUUCCAAAACCUGGGGUUGCUCAGACGUCUCUUCCCAAGCCCGAUGAACAUCUUAUUGCAGACUCGAGACCGCCGCCUCCUCCUCCCAUUUCCAGCACUACUUCUUCCACACCAGCAGCCCUACCUGCCCAGCAGAGCAAAAGCACUACGAUGGGUUGGCAGAAGGCCGGGCACAAUGCCGCUUCGGAUGGCCAGCAGAGAGCGAGCAAGCACGGGCACCGGUCGCUGGAGUCACACAAGGGUGACUUCAAACUGGCGAACCAAAAAGCCAGUCUGGAGAAACUCAAACGCUAUGCAUCGAGUCCCACCUCCUCCUCCUCCUCCUCCUCCUCCUCCUCCUCCUCCAACACUGCCCAGCAAAGCUCUCUGAGGGCCACACUAGGAGACAACGUCAACAGAGUGCAGCAGCCAGCAAAGCUCAAUUGUAGCUCAGAAGGAGGAGCUCAAGCGCAAGAAAGGACAGCAAAGCAUGGUGGCGGGCACUGCGUCCAAAACUUCCCACCCUCUCUUGCUUCGAAGCCCAGUCUGGUUCAGCAGAAACCGACAGCUUAUGUAAGGCCAAUGGACGGUCAAGACCAGGCUCCUGAUGAGUCUCCGAAGCUGAAGUUACCAGCAGAGACAACCAAGUCGUAUAGGGGAGUGCCUUCUAACAAGCCUGAUUCGGCCAGGACCAAGUCAAAGAUAGCCAAGUUCAGCAUUCCUAAGCAAGAAGAGGACAGUGGAACAGGAGAUAACAGCUGCAUUGAAGAAAUAUUGCGGGAGAUGACUCAUUCAUGGCCUCCGCCACUGUCAGCUAUUCACACACCAGGAAAGGCAGAACAAAGCAAGUUUCCCUUCCCAAACAAGGAGUCACAACAGGGAUCUACAGGACACAGCAAUACAAGGAAAAGUGAUGUAGAGCCAAAGAGUCCAGAGAAAAACGCAACCCAUACAUCAAUGCUAGAAGAUGACCUCAAGUUAAGCAGCGAUGAAGAAGAGAAUGACCAGCAGGCAGCACAGAGAUCUGCUCUCCGCGUUCUAUCUGACAGCCUGGUGGUGCCGCAGUCCAACGCCCGAGCCUCGGGACUCUCCAGCAAGGGGUCGAGCAGCAGCAGCUCCAGUGAAUCCGAGACCAGCUCAGAGUCUGACUCAGAGAGCGAAAGCAGCUCCAGCGAGAGUGACGGCAGCAAGCCCUCGCAUUAUUCCAGCCCAGAGCCCGAGCCACCCUCAUCCAACAAGUGGCAGCUGGACAAGUGGCUAAAUAAAGUCACCCCGCACAAAGCACCCAUCCUGACCCACCACGAUGGCCCAGCGCUGGACGCCCAUCCCUACUACGGCCGCGUGAAGGCAGAGCGGCAGGAAAGCGAGAAGACCCCGGCCGCCGGCCCGGCCGAACACCGCAGUGGGGAGGGCCGUGCCACCGCCACCACCACCGUCGCGGACGGACCGCGGCCCAGGACCGCCAACAAAGCACCGGGCAGCAAGGGCAGCCGGCAAAAGUCACCCCCCGCCGCCGACGGCGGGCCUCCGAGGCGGGCGGCAGGGAAGAAGGCGCCGCGGCGGGCCGAGAGGACCUCUGCCGGGGAGGGCCCCCACUGCCCCGGUGCGGAGGAGCCCCCCGGGAGCCACAGCUUUCUGGAAAGCACCGCUGGCGAGGCACCGAGGGCCCGGCCCGGCGGCGGCGGCGGUGGCUGCAGGGCGGGUCACCGCCGCGAGCCCCGCUCGGCCGCAGCCGGCGAGAAGCGUCGGGCCCGCGGGCCGAGCAAAACGGCGCCCAAAUCCAAGGAGUUCAUCGAGACCGAGUCUUCGUCCUCGUCAUCCUCCUCCGACUCGGGCUCUGAGUCGGAGCGGGAGGAGCGCCCGCUGCCCAAGGCGCCGCCGGCGGCCGGGGCUGAGCCGCGUGCCAAGGACGCGGGGACCGGCGCCGCCAGCAAACCCCACGGCGGCUGCAGUGCCUUUGGCUCCAUUAAUGCCAGGACUAGUAGUGAAAUAGCAAAGGAGCUGGAGGAACAGUUUUACACCCUGGUUCCUUUCGGUAGGAAUGAGCUCCUGUCUCCUCUGAAAGACAGUGAUGAGGUAAAGUCGCUGUGGGUCAACAUUGACUUGGCUCUUUUGUCCAGGAUUCCAGAGCGUUUGCCCGAAGAGCCACUGGCCAUGAGCGCCGGAGCAAACCAGCCGGCCAGCCUCCCGCAGGGUAGUAGUGCUGACCCCCCCGCAGAGAAGGGUUUACCGAAAUCUAGAAGGAAACGCAAGUGUGAGAAUGAGGAAGAGUGCAGAGACAUCAAGAAGACUCACUUAGAGCGAGAGAGUUCUUCACGAUUAGCUGCCUCUGCCCACAGCAUCACAACAGCAAAUCACUGCAAUAUGAAUGAAAAUAGCUUGGCAAUACCAAUAAAUAAAAAUGAGAAAAUGCUUCGGUCACCCGUCUCUCCCCUCUCUGAUGCAUCAAAACACAAAUACUCCAACGAUGAUUUAACUUCCUCCAGCAGACCUAAUGGCAGCAGUCUAUUACCUUCCAUCUCCUCCAGCAAAAAACAUAAGGGUGAAAUCCAGUCGCAGCCACAUCCCGGAGACUUCAAUAAAGCAAUUCACAUCAAUUCAGAAAAUGUUCUUCUCUGCAAUAAGCCACAGUCCCAAACAGAGCCUUGGUCACCGCUGUCCAGCACACCCAGGGACUGCAGAAGGACAAAGCUUAUCUUUGAUGAUAUGCCACGCAAUGCAGAUUACUUUAUGCAGGAAGCUAAACGGAAGAAGCAUAAAGCAGAUGCAAUGGUGGAAAAGUUUGGAAAGGCACUGAAUUAUGCAGAAGCAGCACUAUCGUUCAUUGAGUGUGGAAAUGCAAUGGAACAAGGCCCAAUGGAAUCUAAAUCCCCUUAUACAAUGUAUUCAGAAACAGUUGAACUCAUCAGGUAUGCAGUGAGACUAAAAACCCACUCAGGCCCCAAUGCCACGCCAGAAGACAAACAGCUGGCAGCAUUAUGUUACCGCUGCCUGGCCCUUCUGUACUGGAGGAUGUUCCGACUCAAGAGAGACCAUGCAGUCAAGUAUUCGAAAGCGCUUAUUGAGUAUUUCAAGAAUUCAUCAAAAGCUGCCCAGAACCCAUCUCCUUGGGGUGCCAGUGGAAAGAGCACAGGAACUCCAUCACCGAUGUCACCUAGCCCUUCUCCAGUCAGCUCUGUAGGAUCCCAGGGGAGCACAGGGGCCCCUUCCCCAUCUCCUAUCAUCAGCAUCCCACAGCGCAUUCAUCAGAUGGCCGCCAACCACGUCAGCAUCACCAACAGCAUCCUGCAUAGCUAUGACUACUGGGAGAUGGCUGACAACCUGGCCAAGGAAAACAGAGAUUUUUUUAACGACUUGGACGCAUUGAUGGGACCUAUCACCUUGCACAGCAGUAUGGAGCAUUUAGUUCAGUACACUCAACAAGGACUUCACUGGGUGCGGAAUAGCGCUCACUUGUCAUAAUGACUGUGUGCCAUUCACAUGGACAGUAUACCUUCCAUGGAUAAUUCAGUUAUUCUGGACACUGUGCUACAGAAAUAGUCAACCACAGCAUUGAUCCAAACAAAGGUGAAUAUUUCUUCAACAUUGAGCAAAAUUUUUCUGAGUGUAGACAUGUAUGUGUGCAUAUGUACAAUAUACAAUGAUGUCUCUUCAGAAUGAAUUGUUCUGUACCACUCUCCAAACAUCUUCACACACUAGAAAUACUAGGAAGAACUGAUCUUAAUGCACAAAACAUACCCUUUCUAUUCUUGUGCUGAAAUACUCAGAAACCAAAAUCUCAUGGGCUGAUUGAACCAAGUGCAAUAAGCACAGAUCCCUAUUCAGGAAAGCUCUCAAUAGAUUCUUAACUUUAAGCUUGUACUGAAAUCCCAUUGACUUCAGCAGAGCUUAAGCACAUACACAAGGGCUUUCCUGGACUGGAAUGAAUGAGGGCAAAUCAUAGACAUGGAGAGCUUUUACUGCGAGCAUGGACACGCCACAGAAGUUUCAAUAUUAGUGUGCCAUCUCCCUGUUACUUCCCCACUGGGGCACACAGAAGAGUUGUGUAGCCCACAUCAAGUUGGAGAAAGACGGCAUUCCUUCACGUGCAAUAAGUUUCAACAAAUUGCAUGCAUUUCUUUAUCUCCUGUCUUUUUAAAUAACUUUACCUCUUGUUCAGCUCCUCACCAACAGUAUAACCUACCAGUAUCAAGCAAAAAGCCUGAAAACAGAUAUGCUGAUAGCAAGAACUUAAAGGAGAUGGUCGAAAAUUGCAUUCUGUUACUGACACUAAAGAGAUAAAUGAAAAAAUAUGGCAAACUGCUAUCCACUUAGUAAAGAAAAUGUGUUAAUUUCAGCUGCGUACACACAGAGGGACAGAGAGAUAUCUAUAACAGUUGUUGGCUUUGCAUGGGAAGGCUUCAUCCCACAGAUUUUGACUUUCAUAUCUUUUUUUAUCUAGCAGAAGCUUGCAGCAUUUUCUUCUAGGCUGUAUGGGAGCAUUACAUGCAAUUUCCUUUAUCUGGGAAGCUGAGUUUGCUGCUCAUCAGGCUAAGAACUGUUUCCUAUCAUAAUCCUCUCACUCUUCAUGCAUAAUCCUCAACUAGGCUUUAAUGUUUCUUGAUUUAUGGGAUGUUUUCAAUUCCUGUUGACAGGCUGUGUUUUUCAUGCCAGAAGAAUUAAUCCCACAAUAAUUGGAGUUUAAUUUGGGUCAGCUGGGGUCAAGGCCAGUUCAUAUCAACUGUGCUUGCAUUCGGUGCAUUUUUGUUCAUUUUCAGUGGUUUUCACACAUUUAGUUUCCUUUUUCUGUGUCAGAGAUACAGGGGUUUUGCAUCAGAUUUACACCCUUUACUCAAGUCAGCAGCUCCAGUGACUUUCAAUGGACUGUUCUUGUCCAAGUCAGUGGUUGGACCCUUUGAUUGUUGUUUUCUAAUCUAAUUUACUUAUACCUUAAGGAAAUGUGAGUACAAAAGACUCUUUCAAUAGAAGAUACAAGUAGAAGUAGCCACUGAUAUCGAUGGUUGAUUGAUUGGUCCUUGCUGCCUUUUUUUUUCCUCCCCCAUUUUUGAAGAGCUGCAUUUUGAAAAAACAUACCAAACAGUGCGGCACGUUUGCUCAGUAAAAUGUCUUUGGUAACACAGGCUGUAUGUACCCUGUGGUAAAGAGCGGGCUUGAGAGCACACUGAGCCCCGCAUACCUGCAUUUUUUGGCCAAGGCUGCUUACCGUAGCUCCAGCUGUCACUCAGAGCAUUCACCCUGUUCUUUGAAGCAGCUCAGCGGGACAGCUACUGAGGAACCGCUCGGCCCCAAGCCAUCCUGAGCCGAUAUUUAUGUGCCCAUUGGUGCUCAGAUACUUCUCCCACAAGAGAAGUCCUGAGCUCAGGCUGUGGUCACCUCUUAGCAUGGUCUUGAGUGUUACAGUGUGUCUGGCUUUAAGAGUGAACAUGGACCUGCUUUUAAAUGACAAAAUACACAUCCUCCAAGUCCUCCCAUCACUCUUAACUCUGGCUGUUACCCACCCCAGAAGGAACACUAUUUGUUUGGUCACAAGUAUCAUGGAGAACUUGAUCGGUGCCUUUCUGUUUAUCACUUGCCUGAUCUUCAGCUGUGGAAGUCUGUCGUGAUUUCCUAGACUAGUAGCAAUGGAUUCUGUCAGCUGCUUCAAUACCAUAUGAAGGUACUGUGGGAUUUCUCCUCAGAUUAGGAAAGUGAAAUUCCAGUUAGACUAGCUUCUGUUUUCUUUGACGGUGCCUAUGAUGUUUAUCUUCAGAUAAGUUUGGGGGUUUUGGAGCCCUUACUGCUAUUUAAUGUUGAGAAAUUUUAGAAGUGACAUAUAUUACUUGCCUUAAAUGGAGUUUAGUUUUAUUGCACAUGUGGCAUUUGAGUUUCAAAUAUGGAACUUUGAAGCAUGUUUAUUUUACUAAGAUCGGGAUAUUUUUCUUAAUCACGAUGAACUCUUUGUAUGGAUGUAAAAUGUCAAGAAACUUCAAAGAAAUGCAAGAAUUAAUGCUGUCCUGUUGUAACAUUUCCAAGUACUAAGGAUCUCGUGUAGAUGAUUGUCCUUUCUUGUACCUUGUUCUUAUAUGGAAUUAUUCCAGCUAAAAUACCCAUUACUUCCAUGGAAAAA
This is a messenger RNA of Aquila chrysaetos chrysaetos, 6473 nucleotides long. RefSeq names its product AF4/FMR2 family member 3 (gene AFF3). The record is from RefSeq and is a predicted model, not a curated record. Gene Ontology annotation, cellular component: super elongation complex; nucleus. NCBI's taxonomy places the organism in Eukaryota, Metazoa, Chordata, Aves, Accipitriformes, Accipitridae. Gene Ontology annotation, biological process: regulation of gene expression. The transcript has 21 exons. Bases 107 to 3829 code for a protein of 1240 amino acids.